This is a messenger RNA of Ipomoea nil (Japanese morning glory), 1521 nucleotides long. RefSeq lists its product as uncharacterized. The transcript has a single exon. Lineage: Eukaryota; Viridiplantae; Streptophyta; Magnoliopsida; Solanales; Convolvulaceae. The coding region runs from base 1 to 1521 and encodes 506 amino acids. The record is from RefSeq and is a predicted model, not a curated record.
AUGGAAGAAAAUCGAACACAGCAAACAUCCCAAGUAGCGGUUGUUUUUGACCCUAAUGAUUCGAGUAGCCCGUACUAUGUGCACUUAGGAGAAAAUCCUUCAUUGGUAUUGGUCACGACGCCUUUAAAUGAGACCAAUUACCAUACCUGGAGUAGAACCAUGAAAAUGGCUUUAUUGUCAAAAAACAAGCAUGGCUUUGUUGACGGCACUAUCAAAGUUCCUAACAAAACUGAAGCUUGUUACACAGCUUGGGAAAGGGCCAAUAAUAUGGUUCUAUCUUGGAUUCUACAUUCAGUCAUUCCCAUAAUUGCUCAAAGUGUUCUUUGGCUUGCUACUGCCAAAGAAGUAUGGGAUGACUUAAAAGAACAUUUUUCCCAAGGUGACAUAUUUCGUAUCGCAGAUCUGCGAGGAGAAAUCUAUAGUAUAAAACAAGGGGACUUAUCUAUUAAUGAAUAUUUCACAAGGUUCAAGUUGCUUUGGGAUGAGUUGUUAAAUCUAUUGCCUUUACCAACGUGUGUCUGUGCACAAAGAUGCGGGUGUGAGUUGUUGACUAAGAUUCAGGAACGCCAUCAACAAGAACUUGUCACCACCUUUCUAAGAUGCCUGAGUGACGUUUAUGGGGGAGUGAAAUCUCAGAUCAUGGUGAUGACCUCGCUGCCUAAAGUAGGUAGAGUUUUUUCUCUUGUUCAACAACAAGAGCGAGAGGCUUUCCACGGCAAUACUGGUCUUGGGCGUAUUGAGGACAAUUCAAGUAUGGUUCUUGCUGCUGGACCGCCAGUAUCGUCAGGUAUGUCUUUUCAACGCAAGUUCAAUUCCAGCAAUAAUAAAAAGGUUGUUUGCAGUUUUUGUGGUUAUACGGGGCAUACCGUAGAAAAGUGUUAUCGGAUACAUGGAUAUCCUCCGGGUUUUAAAAGCCGAGGUAAACAAAAUAGUAAUCAAAGGCCUGCUGCAAACUUUGUUGGUACUCUGUCUAAUUCAGAUGGUUCUACAAAGGUCACAGAUGGCUGUUUUGACGUUAGAGUAAAUUCUGACUUUGGGGUUGAAAGCAAGGUAAAUGCUAUUAUUAGUUCUGGGAACCCUCAAAAUUCUAAUUUACCUGCUGCUGCUCAACCAAGUAAGAUGAAGAGUGCUGUUUAUACCACAUCUCGACCCAUGCAGGAUGACAAUAAGGGUAAACUUUUUUCUUUAUACACUGAUUGGAUAUUUGAUACUGGUGCUACUGAUCACAUAAUAAACUUUGUUUCGGGUCUUUUUAAUUCUUUUCAAGUUCACAACUUUUCUGUGGUUUUGCCAACUGGGAGUAAAGAAGUUGUUACACACAUAGGUUCUAUUAAAUUAACUGAGCAUAUUAGCCUCAAAGGUGUUUUGUGUGUUCCAGGUUUUGAGAUUAACUUGAUUUCAGUAAGCAAAUUAGCCAAAGAUUCUGGUUGUAGUUUGUCUUUUUUUGCUGACUAUUGUGUGAUUCAGAGUGGUCAGGAUCAGAAGGAGAUUGGUUUAGCUAAAGAGGACAAAGGGCUGUAA